Molecule: messenger RNA, 1757 nt
Organism: Eruca vesicaria subsp. sativa (arugula)
Lineage: Eukaryota; Viridiplantae; Streptophyta; Magnoliopsida; Brassicales; Brassicaceae
Source: the annotation of a GenBank genome assembly
AUGGCCACGGUGGGCGUAGAGCCUAGUGUCGCCACGGUUAGAGAUUCUAAUGGAAACGCUGCUACUGAUGUUGAUAGAUUACCUGAGGAGAUGAAUCACAUGAAAAUUCAAGAUGAUAAAGAAAUGGAAGCUACAAUAGUAAACGGCAAUGUCACAGAGACUGGUCAUAUAAUAGUUACUACUAUAGGUGGAAGAAAUGGCCAACCAAAGCAGACAAUCAGUUACAUGGCUGAGAGAGUUGUUGGACAUGGCUCCUUUGGUGUUGUCUUCCAAGCGAAAUGUUUAGAGACAGGAGAAACUGUAGCGAUAAAGAAAGUUUUACAGGACCGUAGGUACAAGAACCGUGAGCUACAAACAAUGAGGCUACUUGACCAUCCUAAUGUAGUGUCUUUAAAACACUGCUUCUUCUCAACAACCGAGAAAGACGAGCUUUACCUCAACUUGGUCCUUGAGUACGUUCCAGAGACAGUACACCGCGUUAUCAAACACUACAACAAACUUAAUCAACGCAUGCCUAUCGUCUACGUCAAACUCUACACCUAUCAGAUAUUUAGGUCCUUAGCCUACAUUCACCGUUGUAUUGGCGUUUGUCAUCGUGACAUAAAACCCCAAAACUUGUUGGUGAAUCCACACACUCAUCAAGUGAAGCUUUGUGAUUUUGGAAGUGCUAAAGUAUUGGUUAGAGGAGAGCCAAACAUUUCAUAUAUUUGCUCAAGGUAUUACAGAGCACCUGAGCUUAUUUUUGGAGCAACUGAGUAUACUACAGCCAUUGAUGUCUGGUCUACAGGAUGUGUUCUCGCCGAGCUUCUUCUUGGACAGCCAUUGUUCCCUGGUGAGAGCGGUGUUGAUCAACUUGUAGAGAUUAUAAAGGUUUUGGGAACACCAACAAGGGAAGAAAUCAAAUGCAUGAACCCCAAUUACACAGAGUUCAAGUUCCCUCAGAUUAAAGCUCAUCCAUGGCAUAAGGUAAGAACCAUCAAGUUCAAAAGUCUUAUUUGACUAGCUGUGAACUGAAACAUUUGAUCAUUGGAAUCCAGAUUUUCCACAAGAGGAUGCCUCCUGAAGCUGUUGAUUUGGUCUCAAGGCUUCUUCAAUACUCUCCUAAUCUACGUUGCUCUGCUGUGAGUAUUUCCAACUUUGUCUCACUUUCCUUCGUUCUGGCAACAUCUCUUGUCUCUUUAUCUUAUGUUCUUGAAAUUUUGUGAUCUUGCUUAUUAGCUGGAUGCAUUGGUCCACCCGUUCUUUGAUGAGCUUAGAGAUCCAAAUGCACGGUUGCCUAAUGGACGUUUCCUUCCACCGCUAUUCAACUUCAAACCUCAUGAGCUUAAAGGUGUGCCUGUGGAGAUGGUGGCUAAGUUAGUACCAGAACAUGCGAGGAAGCAGUGUCCAUGGCUCGGUUUGUGAUUUUUAUCUGAUGUUACCUGUAAACACGAAAACUAGAGAGGGAACAACAGUCUGAGAAAGCCAUAUCUUCUCUAUUUAGUUCUCUGUUUUUGUUACUAUUAUUCAAUCACAGUAUGAUAAUUUUGUAACCCUUUUGUUUGUUAUAAUGAGUAGGGAAAGAGUGAAUUAUUGUGGGGGUUAUGAUCUUGUAAAAGUCAACAAAGAUUUUUUUAAAAAGAGUUUGGUGUUUUCUAUCUCAUUCUCUUCUCAACUCUCUUUAAGGAGAAGUGGUUUAAUUUGUCUCUUGGGCAUAGGUAGGUAUAACAUUGGCAUAUAACUCCUAAAAUUUUGAAAAUAAUUUACAUAUAUUUAUC